This is a messenger RNA of Dermacentor andersoni, 1434 nucleotides long. RefSeq lists its product as uncharacterized. Gene Ontology annotation, cellular component: nucleus. Lineage: Eukaryota; Metazoa; Arthropoda; Arachnida; Ixodida; Ixodidae. The record is from RefSeq and is a predicted model, not a curated record.
AGCCAUCGGUGGCGGUCUGUUUUUCGUGUGACGCGUCAAGCGACUGUUUUUCUUAUCGCUUAAGCACCAGUACUUUUUAACGACCUAUGUGAACGCCAUGCCUUGACAGUGUUACUUUCAUUGUUUGGUAGUAAAACACGCUAGAGACGAAAAGUCGUAGAAAUGUCUCUUGUUGCGUACGCUGACAGCGAUGACUCUGAAGACGAUAGCAGUCAGGAUGCCGUCUCCAACAAAAUCAUUGAGAACGUGCCCGAUCCCGUUAGAGAAGUGAGCAGGGAGCUCGAUGAAACGAUCGCCGAGAACGUCCGCGAUCCCGUGACAGAAGCAAAUGAAGAACUUGGUGAAUAUGGUGAAACCGCAGAACUUGAACAGCAACUUCCUGCUGUCACAAACAUUGAAGAACCUACAGCUUCACCGAAGCUGUUUUCGAGGUUACCUCCUCCUAAACAGAGCGCGUCAACACUGCACGAUCCGUCGUUGCAAGACGUAGUCGUGAAACAAGCAAAUAAGGCCACAAAGUCUAAGCGAGCACAGAUCCUCAUACCUUCCUUGAACCAGUUUGACGAUGAAGAAGAAGAACAGGAAAACAAGAAAAAGAAGUUCCGACCUGCUCAGAUUGGUUCUGGCCUCAUAGGCAUGCUGCCGGCACCAAAGCACGGUUCCAUAACAACGAAGCAGCUUACGCCACAGGUGCUGGCAAGGCCACCUCCUCCGAAACCAGCGCCAAAACAGCCACUACCAAAGCCUCGGGCACCGGCAGUACCGCAGCCAACUACAUUAUACCCGUGGGAGCAAGAUGAUGGCGAUGACAUAGAUACCACUGAAGAAGCGCCAAACUUCUUCACGUUCAGUGAACCGCCAUUGCUGAAAGUGAACCUUGACUCUGAUCUGCAUGCCGCUGCCAGCGUGCCACCUGCUGCCUCGGCUGGGCCCGUGACUGCUUCUGCACAAAGCAAAUCGUCUGAGCCAGAGCCACAGCCAAGCUUCAAUGUUGAGCCUGGCCCUGAAGUGCAGCCACCUUUACCAAGCCGCAAGGGAAAGAUUGUCUACGCAGAACCUGAAGAGCCAGGGACAUCUGUCUAUGACGUUGAGCUCGACGAUGGAGCUUUGGUGAGACUGCGUGGCAAGCGUCAAGAGGAGAUCAACAUCAUCGACGUGUGCGCGGACAGCCAAGUUGACAAGACUCAGAUCCUCCUCCGUGGCCUCACCGAACAGUCCACAUACUCGAGUCAUAGCAACACUAGCGACUUCAACACAAGCCAACAGCAUCGUCGAAAGCACCAGAUCACCUACUUGGCACAGCAAGCCAAGGCACGAGAACAGGAGUUGAAAAACACUUGGGCACAAAACCGUAUGACUAAGCGCCAGACUCAAGCAAAGUACGGAUUUUGAUGUCUCGCAUCUGUGCUUUAAUAAAUGCUGUGUUGCAUUUUC